This is a messenger RNA of Phaeoacremonium minimum UCRPA7, 726 nucleotides long. Its product is annotated as putative microtubule-associated protein rp eb family member 1 protein. NCBI's taxonomy places the organism in Eukaryota, Fungi, Ascomycota, Sordariomycetes, Togniniales, Togniniaceae. The record is from RefSeq and is a predicted model, not a curated record. Gene Ontology annotation, molecular function: microtubule plus-end binding. The coding region runs from base 1 to 726 and encodes 241 amino acids. The transcript has 4 exons. Gene Ontology annotation, biological process: regulation of microtubule polymerization or depolymerization; spindle assembly; protein localization to microtubule plus-end. Gene Ontology annotation, cellular component: microtubule organizing center; cytoplasmic microtubule; spindle midzone.
AUGGGUGAAUCAAGACAAGAGCUCGUCCAGUGGCUUAACAGCCUGCUGCAGCUCAACAUCACCAAGGUCGAGCAGUGCGGAACAGGAGCUGCACUAUGCCAGAUCUUCGACAGCAUCUUCAUGGACAUUCCGAUGUCUAGGGUCAAGUUCAACGUUAACACGGAGUACGCCUACAUCCAGAAUUUCAAAGUGCUACAGAACUGCUUCGCGAAGCACCGUGUUGAUAAGCCCAUCCCCGUCGAGGCCCUGGUGAAGUGCAAGAUGCAGGACAACCUCGAGUUCCUGCAAUGGACGAAGCGCUUCUGGGACCAGUACUACCCCGGUGGCGAUUACGAUGCGGUCGGGCGAAGGAAGGGCGCACCAGUCGCGGCCGGCGGUCCUGCUCCGCGUGUAGCAGCUGGCAGCGCGGGUGCAAGAAGAGGUGGCACAACCCCAACAACUGGUGCGCGAGUUGGUGCUAAAGCCGGCCCGGCCUCUGCUGCCCUUCAGCAGGAGAAUGCUACGUUGAAGGAGACUGUCGUCGGCCUCGAGCGCGAGCGAGACUUCUACUUCAGCAAGCUACGGGAUAUCGAGCUCCUCGUCCAGCAGGCCGUCGAGGAGGAUCCCGAGCUCGAGAAGCAAGAAGAUGGCCUCGUCAAGCAAAUCCAGACGAUUCUAUACUCGACCGAGGAGGGCUUUGAGAUCCCUGCGGAGGGUGAAGGUCUCGACGACCAGGAGACGUUUUGA